ACUUGACAGUGACGUGACAUCACCACUAUACCUCAUAUUGAUACACUGAGUAAUCAUGUAAAUUUUGGAUUAUUUACAAAUCUUCAAUGAUAACUUCAAAAAAGUACUAGUGUACUCACUGAACACAACAAAAGCAAGCCUGCGGAUACAUCUCUUUAUUACCUUUCAGCAGAAACCUAUGAAAAUGGAUGUGUUAUUAAUGAGGAACAUUUGUCCCGCCGGGAAGCAGGCGUUAAUUUGUUUUUUUAUUUCUACUUUAGUGUUUACGACAUCCUUCUUCUCUGGGAGUGUUCUAGGAUUCUCGUCAGAGCUAUGGGCUUUAACAUAUUGGGGUCCGGCGCUGUACUUCUGUUUAUUUAACUUCAUAUUACGAUACUGCUAUAAAGGCUUCAUGUAUGAGGUAUCAAUCAGAUCAGCUUUUCUUGGUGCAACAUUCUCCCUGGGCAUCUUCCUGGCCAGUUUUGAUAAUGGCUGGCGCGUGUUUGGGUUGUAUGCCAUAAUUCUAUCAUUCUUCCACUUCUCCGAGUUUGUGUCAGUGGCAUUGACUAAUCCAAGGACAUUGUCAGUGAAUUCAUUCAUAUUGAACCACAGUGUACAGUAUGGUGCUGCUGCAGUGGCCAGCUGGAUAGAAUGGGGACUGGAGUACUACUUUUUUCCUGACAUGAAGACCUACUUUUGGAUUUCUGCUGUGGGUGUGGUGAUGUGUGUCACAGGAGAGGGCCUCCGGAAGUCAGCCAUGUUCACUGCUAAGACUAACUUCAAUCACACUGUACAAUUUGUAAAGCGUCCAGAUCAUCAGCUGGUGACCCAUGGAGUGUACUCAUUCUGCAGACAUCCUAGCUAUGUGGGCUGGUUCUACUGGUCCAUUGGUACACAGAUAACUCUCCUAAACCCGAUCUGCAUUAUCAUCUACGCGCUAGCAUCAUGGACGUUCUUCCGCGAGCGAGUGUAUGCGGAGGAGCUGACCCUGCUGACCUUCUUCGGGCCGCAGUACGCAGAGUACCAGAAGAAAGUCGGCACCGGACUCCCAUACAUCAUGGGGUACAUCCCUGAGAACACCGAGCAGAAUAUCAAGGAUCAUCAUUGGAGUUAUUAGGUAAAGGAGAU
Spodoptera exigua (beet armyworm) is the source of this 1107-nucleotide messenger RNA. The record is from the annotation of a GenBank genome assembly. NCBI's taxonomy places the organism in Eukaryota, Metazoa, Arthropoda, Insecta, Lepidoptera, Noctuidae.